Molecule: messenger RNA, 1075 nt
Organism: Monopterus albus (swamp eel)
Lineage: Eukaryota; Metazoa; Chordata; Actinopteri; Synbranchiformes; Synbranchidae
Product: endoplasmic reticulum aminopeptidase 2-like
Exons: 7
Biological process (GO): peptide catabolic process; proteolysis
Cellular component (GO): cytoplasm; membrane
Molecular function (GO): metalloaminopeptidase activity; peptide binding; zinc ion binding
Source: RefSeq, a predicted model, not a curated record
UGCUCAGAGGAGGACUUCAUCUCAGGAAAACACUGUUACAACAGGGGCCAGGCUACCAAGAACGCAUACCUGUUUGCAGGGGAACAUCUGGACCUGACAGCCAUGAUGAACACUUGGACUCUGCAGAAAGGUAUUCCUCUGGUAACUGUGACAAGAAAAGGUCCUCGUCUGCUGCUUAGACAGGACAGGUUCUUGAGAACAGUCCUGCCUUCUGAUCCUCUCUGGCCCACACUGCAAAAGGGUUUCCUUUGGCAUAUCCCCCUGACAUACAAGACAGAUGCUUCCAGCACCAUCCACAGACACCUGAUGACCACACAGACAGACAGUAUACACAUAGGAGAGGAAGUCAGCUGGGUAAAGGUAAACACUGACAUGACAGGCUAUUAUGUGGUUCAUUACGAGGAUGGUGGCUGGGAUGAGAUGGCCAAAGUGCUGAGGGAAAACCACACUGCUUUGAGCUACAAAGACAGGACACACUUGAUACACAACGCCUUUCAAUUGGUCACGGCAGGUCAUCUGCCGAUCAAUAAAGCCUUAGACCUGAUUGGUUAUCUGCGAUUGGAGACACACACGGUGCCUCUCCUCGAAGGACUGGGCUAUCUGGAGACAUUUUACCAUAUGGUUGAGAAAAGGAAUGAGCUUGACGUAACCCACAGUCUGGGAAUGUACAUCCUGCGAUUUUUCCGUGCUGUCAUUGACCAGCAGACAUGGAGCGACAGCGGCUCCAUGUCAGAGCGACGGCUGAGGUCAAAGGUCCUGUCAUUGGCUUGUCAGCUGGAUGACCCUCCCUGUAUAGAGCGUGCACGUCAGAGCUUCAAAGACUGGUUUCAGUCCAACGGAACACUAAACUUACCCACUGAUGUGGCAGAGACGGUGUAUUCAGUUGGAGCUCAGGAUGACCACGGCUGGGCAUCACUCUUGCACACAUACAACAUCUCCCUCUCUGAAGCACAAAAAAAGAAAAUCCUGUUUGCCUUGACUUGCAGCAGAGACACCAACAAACUGCAAAGGUUCAUCUUCUCCCUGCAACUUUUUUUCUACACAGUUAAUGCUGCCAUCAUGUGGCAAACACAGA